Messenger RNA from Microdochium trichocladiopsis, 660 nucleotides. RefSeq lists its product as uncharacterized. Bases 1 to 660 code for a protein of 219 amino acids. NCBI's taxonomy places the organism in Eukaryota, Fungi, Ascomycota, Sordariomycetes, Xylariales, Microdochiaceae. The transcript is spliced from 2 exons. The record is from RefSeq and is a predicted model, not a curated record.
AUGAUUGACACCAAGCAAAAGCGCAAGGAGGACUGGGAUACAGAUACCAAGGAUCUCUUGCAAGAGCUCUGUGAAGGCGUUAUCCACUACAUCUUGUCGCUCGACGAGCGCUUCCGCUUCGAGCACAAAGUCGUCUUCGCCGCAGUCAACAUUGCUCUCCGUGCCAUCCUCAAACCUGAAAAAUGGGCCAUUUUUGAGCCGACCAGGGAGGUGCUCUACGCCAAGGUCGGCAGCGCAUGUCUUGACAUGGCACUCGGCCUCACUGCAGUCCACAGAGCCAUCGUUGAGGCGAUGCUGGAGACCGCAGUCAUGGAUACAGAUCGCCAGCUCUCCAUGGACAGCAUUUUCAGCACACGGGCGAGCAUCCUGCACCGCAUUGGCCACUGCGUCAACGGCUCAACCCCAAUCCACUUCCUCGACUUUGUGUAUCCUCCCGAUUCGCGUACCCCCUUGGAGCAAUACAUACGCUUCGAAGUCUUGCGUGUCCUCCGGGCUGCACUGGUGGAGCCGUCUUUCUUCUCUUGCUCUGCGAGCCAGAUGGUGGCUGCGGCAGUCUCUGCAACGUGGCGUCGUCGGUUCGGAAUCCCCUGGGCGGAGCCGCUCGAUUCCCUUCCUGGUCACCAUUACGAAGAAAUCAAGUGGAUAGCGGACCUUCUGUAA